Messenger RNA from Rotaria sordida, 462 nucleotides. NCBI's taxonomy places the organism in Eukaryota, Metazoa, Rotifera, Eurotatoria, Philodinida, Philodinidae. The record is from the annotation of a GenBank genome assembly.
AUGUUAUCCGAUGACUUCGAUAAUUUACAAUCGUUGCCAAACAUUGCAAUGACAAUUCGUCGUUCAAUUAAUCGAUCACGUGAGAGAACAUUUCUCGAACCCUAUUUAGCUACCAUCGAUGGUUUAAUGAGAAAAAUAGCUCGUGAAAAUUUGCAAUGUCGAUUUAAACAAUAUCCCAAUGAAAUUAUCAUCAAUUCGAAUUUAAAAUAUGAUUGGGCUGAUCUUGUUGAUUUUGGUCAUACAGAUAAGUGUCGUUUUUAUACCACAGGAGCGGGUCCAUUUUAUCUUCGUGUGUUUCGCCCAAAUCCGAUACACAAUGGAACGAAUUGGAUUAAGCGAGAUCGACAAGGAGCUGAAGUCGCUUUUCUGGUUGGAAAGAAUAUUAAGAGUCGAUUACUCGAUGCAUGGCACAAAGAUAUCAAUGAGAAUUUUGCCAAAUGGGAAAAUAAUACACAAUAUUAA